AUGGGUGUUCAUGGAUUAUGGCAGUUGUUGGACUCGACAGGGCGCCCAAUCAAUAUGAAAGGUUUAGAAGGCAAAAUUUUAGCGAUCGAUAUAAGCAUAUGGCUUCAUCAAGCAGAGAAAGGCAUGCAAGGAAGAAAAAAUGCUUAUAUUCUGUUGUUGUUCCAUCGUAUUUGCAAACUUUUGUUCUUAAAAAUUCGUCCAGUAUUUAUAUUUGAUGGACAACCACCAGAAUUAAAACGAAGAAUACUUGCUGAAAGACGUCAACGCCAAGAAACUGCCUCAACGAAAACAAAAAACGCCAACAAAAAAAUCAUGGAAAAUUAUAUUAAGACACUUGCUAUUCAGCAUUUAAAAGGAGAAGAUACAAGCAAAUCUUUGCCACCAUUGCGAAUAGAGUUAGAUGAAAAAGAUAUGUUCGAAUUACCUGAUACACAUUUACGAGCGCAAAUAGAAAUUGAUGAAGUCGAUAUGGACACGGAUGAUAUUAUCGAGAAGUCUACAAAAAGUACACGACCAAAACAUGAUUAUCAUCAUCUGUUUCCAGAGAAUAAAAAAAUUGAUCAAGAUGUUUUGAAUAGUUUACCAAGUGAUAUGCAACAUGAUAUUUUGAUUGAAUAUAAGGAACAUUUGAAACGUGGGCGACAUCAACAUCAUGAAAUGCCACAGAACAGUGAUGAUUUUUCUGGUUAUCAAUUGAAUAAAGUUUUACAACAAAAUUCAGUAACACAAACAAUGAAAAAUUGGAAUAGUACAAUUAAACGACAAAAAUUUGACAUUCCAUCUGGAUCAAGUGAUAAAGUUAUACAUGGAAAAUUAGCGUCAAAUGAAAAUAUUGAGUAUUUGUUAAUUAAGCACGGUAACAAAAUACAACAGGAUAUUAUAGUCUCAACUACUUCAAGUCAAAUCGAACAACCAACGGUGAACAAAAUAACAACAGAAACUGAUUAUCCAUCAACGAUAAAAAAGAAUUCUUUUAUAAAUAAUCAACGAUCUAAUGAAACAGAUGAUGACUAUAUGUUAGCCUUAGCAAUUGAAGCAUCAUUAAAACAAGAUAAUUCAAUAGUGAAUGGAAUCAGUAUUAAUGAUAAUACUAAAAGUGGUAUUAAACAUUUAUCUGUGAAUCAAAGUGAAAGUUCACAUAAAAAUGAUGACGAUAAAACUUUAGAUAGGACUAAAAAACCUACACUUGAUAAAGAUGAUCUCGUUAUUGUUGAUGACACAAUGAUGACCAGGAUUAAUAAUACUUAUGAAAAACUGAUGGAUAAUUUUGAAAACUCAACUCCUAUUGAUGUGACAACGGAUGAUGUAGUAUUAGUUAGUAAUGAUGAAAAUAAUUUUAAUGUUAGUAAUGAAAAAAGUACUUGUACCUCGUUGACCAGUGAACCACCUAGUCAGAAAACCACAAUCACAACAACGGUUAAUGACAGUAGUUCGGAUGAUGACGAGAAUGAUGAUGAUUUCAUUGAGGUUCCACCGGUUCAACUUGAUACAGAUAUGUUCGAAACAUUACUAACACAGCAGAUAAUUCAAAAUGAGAGCAGUGACAGCAUCGAUAUAAAUCCAACAGAUUUAUUUAAUAGUGAAGAUAUCGAAUUUCUUAAUGAAUUACCAUCAAAUGAUAGUGAGAGUAAUCAGCCAGAAUCCGAACAACUUGAUGAUUUACAAGUGCAGUUGGUUAAUGACACAAAUGAACAAUUAAAAACAAUACGCGAACAACAACGCUUACAGGCAACAUUAACAGAUGGUAUGCACGAAGAUGUACAAUACAUGUGUCGUCUAUUUGGAAUUCCGUUUCUUGUCAGUCCAACAGAAGCAGAAAGUCAAGCGGCAUUUUUGGAUUUAACAAAUCAAAUUGAUGGUGUUAUUAGUGAUGAUUCUGAUGUUUGGGUAUUUGGUGCAAAACAUGUUUAUCGAAAUUUUUUCCGUCAAAAUGAAAUGAUUGAAUAUUAUUCUGAUUCUAUCAUCAAUAAACAGUUAGGUCUUAAUCGAGAAACGAUGAUUGCCGUUGCUAUGAUAGUUGGAAGUGAUUACACAAAAGGUAUAGAAAAAGCAGGAGUAAUGACAGCAAUCGAAAUAUUAAAAGAGUUUCAUGGUGAUUGUAUGGAACGAUUAAAAAAAUUUCGUAAUUGGUGGGAAGAAGCUCAAAUGCCCGAUUAUAAAACAAAAUCAAAGUCAUUAAAUCGAUUAAAAUCAUUAAAAUUAAAUGAAGAUUUUCCAAAUGAACUCGUUUAUCGUGCCUAUAUAAAUCCAAAUGUUGAUCACGAUGCGUCGAAGUUUAGUUGGUCUAUGCCACAACUAGAAUUAAUUCGAGAAUUUAUGUGGAAUAAAUUGAGGUGGGAUCGAAAUAAAGUUGACAAUGAAUUAUUGCCAGUUAUGAAACGUUUUAAUACAAAAGAACUUCAAUCUCGAAUCGAUUCUUAUUUUUUACAAAUAGAUGGUGAUGUGGCAAAAUCAAUGAAAAAUCCUCGAUUAAGAAAAGCUGUGGAGGAACUGAAACAACGGACAAUGAAUAAUAAUGGAUUGAUACUAGACGAUAUUGGGGAUGAUAAAUAUAAACAAAAUGACGAUAUAAAUUUAUCUGAGAAUGACGAUGACAUUGAACGAUUGGCAUCAGUGUUGGAAACACGUCCUCAGACACAACUGUCAACGAAUACAAGAUUGAUGGAUGAUGUUCUUGCUAUUGCUAAAAAAACGAAAGAACCGACGAAAAAAUUGAAGAAGACAAAAAAGGUAAAGUCGAAUUCAUCGAUAUUGGCAGAAGAACUAGAAGAGAGUGCCAAUGUGUCAAGAUUACGAUCAAAAAAGAAAUCAUCAAAAUGA
Molecule: messenger RNA, 2820 nt
Organism: Didymodactylos carnosus
Lineage: Eukaryota; Metazoa; Rotifera; Eurotatoria; Philodinida; Philodinidae
Source: the annotation of a GenBank genome assembly